Messenger RNA from Anoplophora glabripennis (Asian longhorned beetle), 6529 nucleotides. It is a transcript of the gene sli, whose product is annotated as protein slit. Gene Ontology annotation, biological process: axon guidance. NCBI's taxonomy places the organism in Eukaryota, Metazoa, Arthropoda, Insecta, Coleoptera, Cerambycidae. The record is from RefSeq and is a predicted model, not a curated record. Gene Ontology annotation, molecular function: heparin binding; Roundabout binding; calcium ion binding. Bases 394 to 4752 code for a protein of 1452 amino acids. The transcript is spliced from 31 exons.
GGUAGCGCUUCGCUCUGUUUGGAACAUACGCGUGAAACCUCGUCAUGGAUUGUCCUCUGUGAAAUCUUGUGUUUUCUUCGUGUGAUCGUGAACAAUUUGGGCAGAGUUAAUCGGAAGUUUGUGGUGCGUCGUUCUGUCAAAGACGCGAUAAGUCUGGUAGAUUUGUAGCUGUGACAUUUUUCCGUGGUGCAUGCACUUGUUUUUAGUGGUUGCUGAAAAUGGCUUACAACGAUACAUAGAGAGAGAUUCGCGCCCGUCAAUUUAACGAAAUCUCCCCCCGACAAGACUCCAAUUAGACUAGAGUGCGCCGCUUCCUAAAUCACCGGCCCGAAAUCCGCGAAAGAACAGCACAGCAGGCCGCGGAAAAAAACACACUUCCCCAUCAAGCGAGCCAUGCGGGCGACCACAGUGCCGUCCGUCCUGUGGGUCCUCGCGGUGCUAGUGGUCUUCGCAUGCGAAGGGGGGGAGGCCGGCGACGUGGCCCACCUGUCGUUCACCAGCACCAGAUGCCCGAGGGGGUGUUCGUGCGUCGCCUCCGCCGUCGAUUGCUCCCGCAGGGGUCUCACCUCGGUGCCCAGGAACAUACCGUUGGACACCGAAAGAAUAGACCUGCAAGGGAAUAACAUCACUGCCAUCUAUGAGUCGGAGUUUCAAGAUCUGUCAAAGCUGAGGAUUCUGCAAUUGACAGAUAACGAGAUACGAACUAUAGAAAGGGAUGCCUUUCAGGAUCUCGUAAAUUUAGAGAGACUACGUCUCAAUGGGAACAAAAUACGACACAUUCCGGAAAAUUUAUUUUCCACGAUGCCUAAUUUAUUUCGUUUGGACCUCAGCCACAACUUGAUCUCCGUCAUCGGCAGGAAGACGCUUCGGGGCGUAUCGGCCUUAAAAAAUUUGCACCUCGACAAUAAUAGGAUAACUUGUAUAGACGAUAACGCCCUCAGGACUAUGAAAGACUUGGAAGUUUUGACCCUGAACAACAACAACCUCACGUGGAUCGGUAAGGACAUGUUCAGCAACAUGUUCAGACUACGCACGCUGCGAUUGAGCGACAAUCUGUUGCACUGCGACUGUCAACUGUCCUGGCUGGCCAGGUACCUGCGGCACUCCCCCAGGCUGGCGCAGUACACCAGAUGCCACUCGCCCAACCACCUGAAGGGACAGAGCUUGGCCGAUCUGCAGGACCACGAGUUCAAAUGUUCUGGUUUGGCGGAACGAGCUAUUAACGGGGAAUGCGUCAGCGAACCCCAAUGCCCGCACCCGUGCAGAUGCGCUGACGGCAUAGUCGAUUGUCGCGAAAAGGCUCUCACUAAAGUUCCCGACCAUUUGCCAGAAGGAACCACCGAACUACGUUUAGAGCAGAACGAAAUCGUGGAAAUACCAACGAAAGCUUUUGUAGCACACAAACGCCUACGAAGGAUCGACUUGAGCAACAACAAAAUCUCCAAAAUUGCCUCGGACGCGUUCCAAGGCCUCAAAGCUCUAACGUCACUGGUAUUGUAUGGAAAUAAAAUAAAGGACCUGCCAGCAGGGGUAUUCCAAGGCCUAGUCUCGCUUCAGCUUCUGUUGCUUAACGCCAACGAGAUAUCUUGCAUCAGAAAAGACACUUUCCGGGAUUUACAUAGUCUGAGCCUGCUGUCUCUCUACGACAAUAACAUCCAAUCGCUGGCAAACGGCAGCUUCGACUCCUUACGCAGCAUCCAAACGCUCCAUCUAGCCAGGAACCCGUUCAUCUGCGACUGCAACCUCAAAUGGCUCGCCGAAUACCUCCACCGGAACCCCAUAGAAACUUCCGGGGCGAGAUGUGAAACCCCGAAACGCAUGCAGAGACGGAAGAUCGAGGCGUUGAAAGACGAAAAGUUCAAAUGUCAAGAAGAAUUCAGGACGCGAUACGCUGGCGAGUGCCUCAUCGACAACGCUUGCCCGUCCGGGUGUUCAUGCGAUGGUACGAUCGUGGACUGUUCCGGCCGUGGUUUUAAGGAAAUACCCAGAGACAUACCAUUGUAUACAACGGAACUUCUCUUACACGACAACGAACUGGGUCGGAUAAAAUCGGACGGCCUCUUUGGAAGAUUACCUAACCUGAUGAAGUUGGAUUUGAGAAGGAAUCAGAUCACGGGCAUCGAGGAGAACUCGUUCGAAGGAGCGUCUAGGAUAUCGGAACUGUUGAUCUCGGAGAAUAAGCUGUUGGAAAUUCACAAUAAAAUGUUUCUCGGCCUACACCACCUGAAGGUUUUGUCGCUGAACAACAACCACAUAACGUGCGUCAUGCCAGGUUCUUUCGAUUUUUUGCAAUCCCUGCAUACCCUCAAUUUAAUGCAAAAUCCGUUCAUGUGCAACUGCCACUUGGCUUGGUUUUCCGACUGGUUGAAAAACAAAGGCCUAAGUGGCUCCCCCCCUAGGUGCGCGGGUCCAGACCGAGUUAAGGACGUUCUUAUAAGGGAACUCCCUAAGAACGAGUUUAAAUGUACCAGUGAUAACGAUCAAGGGUGCUUGGGAGAGAACUACUGCCCACCUAUGUGUUCGUGUACUGGGACCGUCGUUAGAUGUUCCAGGGCAAACCUCAAGGAGAUACCUCGUGGUAUACCUCCCGAAACUUCCGAACUAUACCUAGAUUUCAACAGCAUCGAUAGAAUUCAAGCCGAUAGAGUAACGCACCUAAAGUCUCUAACACGAUUGGACUUGAGUAAUAACCAGAUAGGGAUGUUGUCGAACAACACGUUUGCCAAUUUAUCGAAAUUGUCCACUUUGAUAAUAAGCUACAAUAAGUUACAGUGCGUUCAAAGGGAUUCAUUGCAAGGACUAAAGUCUUUGAGGAUACUGUCUCUGCACGGCAACCAAAUUUCUCUGAUACCGGAAGGUACUUUCGCUAACUUAAAAUCCAUAAGCCACAUAGCUCUAGGUUCUAAUCCUCUGUACUGCGACUGCUCGUUACGGUGGCUUUCCGACUGGGUAAAAGUGGACUACGUCGAGCCUGGCAUCGCUCACUGCGCAGAACCGUCUAAUAUGAAGGAUAAGUCUAUACUGUCAACGCCUUCUUCAGCAUUUCAAUGCAAAGAGAAGAUCAGUAACGAAAUCUUAGCAAAGUGUGACGCUUGCUACACGUUCCCUUGCAAGAAUAACGGGAAAUGCGUCAACUUACCGGAACGAGACUACGAAUGUAAAUGUGCGCCGGGUUAUCACGGGAAAAACUGCGAGUUUAUGAUAGACGCUUGUUACGGGAACCCUUGUAGAAAUAUGGGAACGUGCAAAGUAUUGGAAGAGGGACGCUUCAGUUGUCACUGCCAAGCCGGGUUUACGGGCCUGCGGUGCGAGCACAACAUCGACGACUGCCUGAACAACAAGUGCGAGAACAACGCCACCUGCGUGGACCUGGUGGACUCGUACCAGUGCAAAUGCCCGGCUGGGUUUAUGGGAGACUAUUGCGAGAAGAAAAUUCCCUUUUGUACUGAACAAUAUAACCCUUGUAAAAAUAACGCUCGUUGCGUUGAUCACGAUACUUAUUACACUUGCGAGUGUCUACCUGGUUUUAAGGGCGAGAACUGCUCCAUGAACAUAGACGACUGCGAGAACCACAUGUGUCAGAACGGCGCGACAUGCGUAGACGGAGUGAAUGACUACAUCUGCAAGUGUGCCGGUGAUUAUAGCGGUAAAUUCUGCGAAAUAACGCCUUUGGUGGCUAUGAUGUACCCCCAGACUUCUCCCUGUCAACACCACGAUUGCGUGCACGGCGUGUGUUUUCAACCGUCGGGUUCCAACGAUUAUUUGUGUAAAUGUGCACCUGGAUAUUCGGGGAAACGUUGUGAAUACUUGACGAGUCUUAGUUUCGUCCACAACACGUCUUACGUGGAACUAGAACCCCUCAGAACGAAACCCGAAGCAAACGUAACUAUAGUGUUCGCCACGACUCAAGAAAACGGAGUUCUGAUGUACGACGGACAUCAAGAGCAUUUGGCGGUAGAGCUUUUUAAUGGGAGAAUUAGGGUUAGCUACGAUGUCGGAAACUACCCGGUUUCAACGAUGUACAGUUUCGAAAUGGUUUCCGACGGUCUGUACCACUUCGUCGAGCUCUUAGCCAUAAAAAAGAACUUCACGCUGCGGGUCGACAGAGGCCUGGCACGAAGCAUCAUCAACGAGGGAUCAAAGGACUACUUACGGCUAAGCACGCCGAUGUACCUCGGCGGCAUACCACCGGAACCCGGAGAACAAGCCUUCACCCAGUGGCACCUGAGGAAUUUAACCAGUUUUCACGGUUGUAUGAAGGAGGUGUGGAUAAACCACAAACCGGUGGACUUCGGCAACGCCAAGACCCAACUGAAAGUCCAGCCCGGCUGCGGGAUGGUAGAGUCGGACCGCGACGACGAGGAACAGGAGGACGAGAUGGACGAAAUGGUCGGCGAGCCGGCUAGUCCGCCCGACCCGUGCCUGGGUAACCACUGCAGACAUGACAGUAAGUGCGUGCCGACACGUAACGGCGAGUACAUUUGUAAAUGCAGGCCUGGGUAUAGGGGAAAGUACUGCGAGCAAGCGCCUACUUGUAGGAAAGAGCAAUUUCGAGAACACUAUUCGGAAAACGGUUGCAGAUCGAGAAAGCCCCUAAAGAUAGCAAGGUGCGUUGGGGGCUGCGGAUCGAGCUGCUGCCACGCCAGGAAAAGCAAACGACGGAAGGUGAGGCUGAUAUGCAACGACGGCACGAGGUACACCAAAGACAUAGACAUCGUGCGCAAGUGCGCCUGCACGAAGAAAUGCUACUGACUGACACACGCCGCUACUCACAAUUCUAACACGCAGUCCCCCGAAGAGAUUGCGCACCUCAACGCCAGCGAGACUGACCUACUCGCCCCCCGACACGCCCCAAUGACCCAACAACUCGACUCCAGACCGGCGUCCACCAGCCAACCCUACAAGCUCACCUUUUUCGUGGAAGGCGAGAAACGCAACGCCAACGACUUGCAACAGACUGAUCCCCAGAGCGCCCACGGCAACUACGACGGGCUGGUCGUGCAGAGCUACGACAACCCCGUGGAGAACAGUAAGGCGGCUAGGUACGCUAAGGAUUCGUCCGAGCACGGCUCGGGAUGUAUUUUGUCGGCGUUUCUGUACUUUGUUACCAUCACCUCAUUUGUUUACCUCGCGGUACUGUGGAUCAAGCAGAGGAUGCACGUUCACGUAGAGCAGAUGCAGUGGUGGUAACGCAGGGUUUUCGUAGAGUUCUUGAAUUUUAUAGGCGACAAGGUAUGUUUGAAUCGUUUGCAUAUCGACGGCUCGGUGUGGCAGGUGGAACCGGUAUAAAGCGGCGUAACACUUCGUUAAAAAAAGAUUAUUUUUGUAUUAAAUUUCAAAAAUUUGAAUUAAACGAUUUAUAAAUGAUACUUAAAUAGACAUAGACGAUUUUGUAUGUAUAUUUCGAUUUUCUUCCGCGAUUGUAACGGUUUCACCUACGGAACGACCCGGUGCGCUUGAUUACGAACAUAUUUAUUAUACAAUGAAUAUUUAUAUAUUAAUAUUUAUACAUCUGUCAGAAUUGCAUGCCUAGAGAAAUUAUAGAAAUAUAUUCGCAUGUUCGACAUGUAUCUCGAGCCUAAAUAGUAUUAUUUUGUCACGAUGUGUUUACGUUUGGGUUUUUUGCCUGCCCCUAUGAUUUCGAUCGAACAGGAAACCCAAAAUAUGACAAAUAAAACCCCGGAACUGACUGUAAUAUUAAAAAUAACCCUGAUAAUGUUAGAAUUGUGAAUAGCGGCGUUUAUCCUUGGUCUUACACAAAAACAAGGUUAAAAUUUUAGGAUAGUUUAUCGUGUGAAACACAAACGUUCUACGGGUAGUCCCGAAAGCUCCUCCCUACCCUCGAUACUUCACAACGUUCGUUAAAGGAUGACUUGCUAUGAAGAAAUGUAAAGUUUUAUUAAUAAAAACGGGAAAAUUCUGCUUUAAUAUUCGAAAUCAAACUUAUGGAGAGAAAUUUGUAACGAAAGCGAAUAAAUAUUUCAAAAUACUUUCGUAACUAAAACAAAAAAGUAGUGGAGUAUUGCGGGUAGGCCGACCAGUUUUUCCGGACCACUCAGUAUUAAUGUUUACGUAACAUGAACAUAUUUCAUUUAUACGAUCAGUAACAUCACUACAAUUAAGUAUAGAGUAAAACAUUUUAUAAUUGUAUAUACGUGUGCUGGGCGAUUGAAAUCGCGCAAGUAUUUAUUAAUGAUAUAAUUUAUUGGAAUUAAUUUUAAAUAUCGUUACCAUUAUUCAUCAAGUGAUUUUCAUUCGCCCUGCACACUGCUAGUUUAAGGACAUAUAAAUACAUUCUUAUACUCCGAGCUCAGAAAAGAAAACGUGUUAGUUUUGAAAUAAUUUAUUUUGAAAGAUUUUAAUAGGUGGGUGUAAGAAUAAAUUUUUAAAAGAUUGUAAAUUAUAUAUUUAGUUUCUAAGGAGGUUCAUUUGAUGUAACUCGGUUGUUCAGAGACUUGCUUUCUAAAUAAAAUAUUCCGAUAAUAUUAAAAGUAUACACGACUUUUUUUUAUCACAGAUCAAACUUUAA